GAAGAGAGAGAAAAUAGAUGGACAAAUAAGAGAAAAGGGAAGAAAAAGAAAAAGAAAAAAAAAAGAAAAAGGAUCCAACGAAGAAAAGAACCUCUUUUUGGUGGAAAAGGAGAGAGAGAGAGGGAGUGAGAGAGAGAGAGAGAGGAGUGGAAGGAGUUGUUUGGUUCCUUGGAAUCUAUCUCUCUUCCUCCUCUCUUUCUUUUCUUAAAAUUUUCUCAAGAAAAAACGAAAGAAAAGUAAAUCAUAAAAUUUUCCCGAGAAAAAACCAAGGAAAAGCGAAGAAAGAUAAAAAAGAGAGAGAGAGAGACAGAAGAAAGACGAAUCUCAGAUUUAAAACAAUGGAGUUUGAUAAUAUUGAGUGUGUGUCAGCCUCCGAUGGAUUGGAAGAGGAUGAGAUUCAAGACUCCUAUUUGUAUAAUCACCAUCAAUUUUCUCCAUCAAAGCCUCAUAGUGCCACCGGAAAUAACAAUAACGGCAUCAACAAUGUUAUUGGUCCAACCGCAACUGCGAUCGCUCCUGCCACUAGUGUCCAUGAAUUGUUAGAAUGCCCUGUUUGCACCAAUUCUAUGUACCCACCUAUCCAUCAGUGUCAUAAUGGACACACACUUUGUUCAACUUGUAAAACAAGGGUGCAAAAUAGGUGCCCCACUUGUAGACAGGAGCUUGGAGAUAUUAGGUGUUUAGCAUUGGAGAAGGUGGCAGAGUCACUUGAAUUGUCCUGCAAAUACUACAACUUGGGAUGUCCGGAGAUAUUUCCAUAUUACAGUAAACUCAAGCAUGAAGCAAUUUGCAACUUUAGGCCGUAUAAUUGCCCUUAUGCUGGGUCAGAAUGCUGUACUGUUGGAGAUAUUCCUUUCUUAGUUGCUCAUUUGAGGGAUGAUCACAAGGUGGACAUGCACUCAGGAUGCACUUUCAACCAUCGUUAUGUGAAGUCAAAUCCCCGUGAAGUGGACAAUGCAACUUGGAUGCUCACGGUCUUCCAUUGCUAUGGUCAAUACUUUUGCCUUCACUUUGAGGCCUUCCAACUCGGUAUGGCCUCUGUUUACAUGGCAUUCCUUCGAUUCAUGGGUGAUGAGACUGAGGCUCGUAACUAUAACUACAGCCUUGAGGUUGGAGGAAAUGGUAGGAAACUCAUUUGGGAGGGUACCCCACGAAGUAUACGAGAUAGCCACAGGAAGGUCAGGGACAGUCAUGACGGUCUCAUUAUUCAACGAAACAUGGCACUUUUCUUUUCUGGAGGGGAUAGGAAAGAACUGAAGCUUAGAGUUACUGGGAGGAUAUGGAAGGAACAGCAAAAUACAGAUGCUGGUGUGUGUAUACCAAACCUCGGUACCUAAGACUGUUAUUGAGAAUAUUUUUAAAGAUUGUGUUUGGGAUUUCUUUGUAUUGUAAAAACACGAGCACUAAGUUUAGAAUCUUCAAAAUGGCAAGUUCCUUAAAAGCCUUAAUGUUUGAUUUUCUGAAAGGGGUUUUGCUACUUUAUUCA
Jatropha curcas is the source of this 1486-nucleotide messenger RNA. RefSeq names its product E3 ubiquitin-protein ligase SINAT5. Gene Ontology annotation, cellular component: cytoplasm. Gene Ontology annotation, biological process: multicellular organism development; ubiquitin-dependent protein catabolic process. Lineage: Eukaryota; Viridiplantae; Streptophyta; Magnoliopsida; Malpighiales; Euphorbiaceae. The record is from RefSeq and is a predicted model, not a curated record. Gene Ontology annotation, molecular function: ubiquitin protein ligase activity; zinc ion binding; protein binding.